Molecule: messenger RNA, 915 nt
Organism: Malassezia japonica
Lineage: Eukaryota; Fungi; Basidiomycota; Malasseziomycetes; Malasseziales; Malasseziaceae
Exons: 3
Coding region: 1-915 (304 amino acids)
Molecular function (GO): protein binding; 6-phosphogluconolactonase activity
Source: RefSeq, a predicted model, not a curated record
AUGGGCGGAUCAGAGAGCCGGGCUCCGGCAUGGCUCGAGGACAUUACGCUCGACGAGCGGUUCGUGCUGGCGGUCGACGAGGUGCCCCAUGCGCAGCUCGCCGUGUACGACGCGCGCCUCGUGCGGCGAGGGACAGCGGCGCUUGGCGGCGAUGGCGCGGUGUCGAUCGCGGCCGUGCGCACCAAAGACGGCGCGCAGGUCUACGUCGCAAACUAUGACUCGGGGUCCGUGUCGGUCGUGGACCUCUUGCCUGAUGGCGCGCUUGGCGCGGCGCACGUUAUCCGCUUCACGCGAAGCGGUACAGGGCCGGUGUCCGCGCGCCAAGACAAGUCGUACGCGCACCAGGUCAUGCCCGCGCCGGACGGGCGCCACGUCUAUGUGUGCGACCUCGGUGCGGACCGUAUCCAUAUCCUCCGAGUCGGCGCGCAUGCCGCCGAUGCGAAGCAUGUCGACUCGGUGGCGGUGCGCGAUGGGAGCGGCCCUCGCCAUAUCGCAUUCGACGGGGACAUGGCGUACGUCGUGAUGGAGCUCUCGCUCGAGGUCCAGGCGUACGUGCGAGACGCGUCGGGCAUGCUUGUGCCCCAAGGCCUCCCGGUGGCAGCGUGCGCCGGCCCUGGCGCGCGGACGCUCGCCGAGAUUGUCGUGGCCCCCCAGCGCGUCUAUGUGAGCAGCCGCGGGGACCCUGUCGAGGACCACAUCGGCGUCUUUUGCCGUGCACCCAGCGGUGCGCUCUCUCACCUGCAGUGGCAUCCGAGCGGCGGGCGUGUUCCGCGGCACUUUUCCGCGAGCGCCGACGGCCGCUACCUUGCGGUGGCGAACCAAGGCAGCGAGACGCUUGCGAUCCUCGACGCCGAGCGCCUGGCGGUCCUCGCGCAGCACCGCGUAGGUCCGAUCAACUAUGCAGGAUUUCACUAG